This is a messenger RNA of Bufo gargarizans (Asiatic toad), 1592 nucleotides long. RefSeq names its product neuronal acetylcholine receptor subunit alpha-7. Gene Ontology annotation, biological process: signal transduction; nervous system process; regulation of membrane potential. Gene Ontology annotation, cellular component: neuron projection; postsynaptic membrane; synapse. Gene Ontology annotation, molecular function: transmembrane signaling receptor activity; acetylcholine-gated monoatomic cation-selective channel activity. The record is from RefSeq and is a predicted model, not a curated record. Bases 75 to 1592 code for a protein of 505 amino acids. NCBI's taxonomy places the organism in Eukaryota, Metazoa, Chordata, Amphibia, Anura, Bufonidae. The transcript has 10 exons.
CUUAUUGUCAUCAAAUCAUAAACUUUUCCUCCUUAGCUGGGAAUCUGAGGACUUCCUCAUCUUGAUCUCACACAAUGGAAGCUGGGGAGAUCCAGUUGUGGAUGAUGAUAUCAGUCUGCUUGAUCCAUGUGUCCCUGCAAGGAGAAUACCAGAGAAAGCUCUACAAGGAAUUACUGAAGAACUAUAAUCCUUUAGAGAGGCCGGUGGCUAAUGACUCUCAUCCACUCACUGUCUACUUUGGAAUGAAUCUGAUGCAGAUCAUGGACGUGGAUGAAAAAAAUCAAGUAUUAACAACGAAUAUAUGGCUACAAAUGUAUUGGACAGAUUACUAUUUACAAUGGAAUGUGUCUGAAUAUCCCGGAGUGAAAAAUGUUCGCUUUCCAGAUGGACAGAUUUGGAAGCCGGACAUCCUUCUAUAUAACAGCGCAGAUGAAAGAUUUGAUGCUACAUUUCAUACUAAUGUACUAGUGAACUCAUCUGGAUAUUGCCAGUAUUUACCACCAGGAAUAUUCAAGAGCUCAUGCUACAUAGACGUUCGUUGGUUCCCUUUUGAUAUUCAAAAAUGUAAACUAAAGUUUGGAUCUUGGACUUAUGGUGGUUGGUCCCUGGACCUACAGCUGCUAGAAGCAGACAUUUCUGAGUAUAUCUCUAAUGGAGAAUGGGAUCUUGUUGGAGUUCCAGGAAAACGGAGCGAGAGUUUUUAUGGAUGCUGUAAAGAGCCCUAUCCAGAUGUGACAUUUACUAUUACAUUGAGGCGAAGGACGUUAUAUUAUGGAUUGAACCUUCUUAUUCCCUGUGUUCUGAUAUCAGCACUUGCCUUGCUCGUGUUCCUUCUUCCGGCAGACUCAGGAGAGAAAAUCUCACUUGGUAUAACUGUACUUUUAUCUCUUACUGUAUUUAUGCUGCUGGUGGCAGAGAUAAUGCCAGCCACAUCUGAUUCGGUUCCAUUAAUAGCACAGUACUUUGCCAGUACUAUGAUAAUCGUGGGUCUCUCUGUGGUUGUGACAGUGAUUGUCCUGCAGUAUCAUCAUCAUGACCCACAUGGAGGAAAAAUGCCAAAAUGGACAAGAAUUAUUUUAUUAAACUGGUGUGCAUGGUUCCUCAGAAUGAAGAGACCAGGUGAAGAUAAGGUCAGACCGGUUUGUCAGCAUAAUAAUAAUAAGCAACGGCGUUGUAGCAUGGCCAGUGUUGAAGUUAAUACUGUAAGUGGUCAGCAGUCAAGUAAUGGAAAUAUGCUAUAUAUUGGCUUUCGCGGUUUGGAAGGCAUCCAUUGCACACCUACUACUGAUUCUGGAGUAAUAUGUGGGAGGAUGGCCUGUUCCCCGACACAUGAUGAAAACCUGCUCCACCACCCACGGCAUACAGAAGGGGAACAUGACCUCGGCAAGAUUUUGGAAGAGCUGCGAUACAUUGCUAACAGGUUCAGAGACCAAGAUGAAGAUGAAUCUAUAUGUAAUGAGUGGAAAUUUGCAGCAUCUGUGGUAGACCGGUUGUGUCUUAUGGCUUUUUCUAUCUUUACCAUUAUUUGUACUAUUGGAAUUUUAAUGUCUGCUCCAAAUUUUGUAGAAGCAGUGUCUAAAGAUUUUGCCUAA